Messenger RNA from Coregonus sp. 'balchen', 1277 nucleotides. NCBI's taxonomy places the organism in Eukaryota, Metazoa, Chordata, Actinopteri, Salmoniformes, Salmonidae. The record is from the annotation of a GenBank genome assembly.
AUGCUUGUCAUGCCCUCAUUUGCAAGUAUUGUACACCCUGACACGAGAGUGAUAAUCGCUCUGAUUGUCGCUCCACUCUGCGCUCCAAGCCCAGCCUUUCAGCCCAGCAUCAUGCGGAUGUUACUGGAUAGCGGUUGGAUGAAGUUCGGGCCAGCGGGCAGAGGUAGCCUUGACUGGGUCCCUGGAUCUGGGCCGUCGCCGCUCCCCUCUCUCGACAAACAUGCUCAGGUGAGUUGAUCAACAGGAUGCACUUGUUAAACAAAAUGGAUGAGAUGUUUAAGAGUAUGUGAAAUAGAAGUAACUAGUGUUGUUCACACCUUUUACUCUGAUAUCGCCAGGGUGACCACUGGAAUGAGUUGACCCCCAGUGAGGACAUCAUGAGCAAAGAGUUAAUCCUUUACAUCGUCGUAGCAACAACUUCCCUCCUUUUCAUCAGCCUCGUUGGCUUCCUGGUCUACAGGAGGUGCUCUACCAGCAAGUUGGCUCUGACCAACAUCAUCGCCCUGGACCUGGAGGAGCUCCAAGAUCUGCAGGACCUCCAGGACCCAGAGAGCAGCACUGACUUCCUGUCCUCACUGGCCUUGCGCAGAGACCAGAUGCCCAGCUGCAGCUCUGAGACGGAUAUGUCUGAUGGAGUCUUCCUCAUGGUCUACCUGCCAACGCCCUAUGAGGAGACCCUCACUAAGUUAGCCCGGGCUGCUAGCAUCCGAAGCUCCAAAGGUGUGGAUCGAUCUGUUAGUGUCCGAAGCUCCAGAGGUGUUGAUAGAGCUGAAGGCACUAGAACCAGAGGUUUGAAUCGAGCUGCCACUGUCAGAAACUCCAGAGAUGUGGAUCCCCCUAAGAUAGACCGAUCUGCCUCUGUCAGAAGCUCCAGAGGUGUGGAUGGAGCUGCCAGCAUCAAUAGCGCCAAAGGCGUGGAUCCACCUGCUUGUCAAGGGAGGACAGAUGAAACCCGGACAGAUGAAGACCCAGUGAAGGAACAGUCCAAGGACUAAGGGCAGGAUUCAAUCAGAUAGCUCCUUUCUGGCUAUGCACCAUUUUAAGCAAACGUUACCGCGGUCGCAGAUAUCGCAUUCAACGCAGAUCUUCCGCGGUCCGGAUUCAAUCCUGGCCAGUAUCAAAAUAACAAUAUUUGUUUGUGAGAGGACGAAGGAGCAUGCAUCUCUGGAUCUUCAUUCCUUCAUUUCUUGCUGCCAGAAACUGAAACCAUAGAGCAGCUUCUCUUUGUGAUUGUAAAAUGUACCUUUGUAGCCUGGUGAAACAGUCUGUUUGUGCUC